AUGAAUGAACAAUUGGACACCUAAAAUUAAACUGAUGUAAGUAUAAUAGAUAAUAAUAAAAAAAUAAUAAGGAGAAAUCGUUUAAGAUUAGAUAAAUUUAAUCAUCCUAUAAUAAAAGGUGUGAAAGGAAAGAGAAUAGCCUUUCGAGAUGCAAUUGAGGGAACAAAUUUAUGUGAUAUAUAUUUAGUAUCAAAGUAUAUUGAAAAUAAAGAAUAACAUUUGAAAUGUAGAUGUGCAUGCGAAAUUUAUUGA
This is a messenger RNA of Paramecium sonneborni, 252 nucleotides long. The record is from the annotation of a GenBank genome assembly. Lineage: Eukaryota; Ciliophora; Oligohymenophorea; Peniculida; Parameciidae.